Molecule: messenger RNA, 426 nt
Organism: Bipolaris zeicola 26-R-13
Lineage: Eukaryota; Fungi; Ascomycota; Dothideomycetes; Pleosporales; Pleosporaceae
Exons: 1
Coding region: 1-426 (141 amino acids)
Biological process (GO): ribosomal small subunit assembly; rRNA processing
Cellular component (GO): CURI complex; UTP-C complex
Source: RefSeq, a predicted model, not a curated record
AUGAAGUUAGUUAUAAGGAGAGCUAACGAUAAUACGAUAGGUUACAAGGCGCAUAAUAAUCUCAUGUACCCACCGCCUUCCUCGCUUCAAGCUAGCCUUAAUGCAUAUCUAUCCCAAUUCAACGCCAUGGAAACAAUGCGCAAUCGACUUCGCAAGACGGCCCGCUCGGUACCGGAUGAAGAUGGCUUCGUGGCUGUUGUCCGUGGCGGACGUGUGGGACCUGCGCGCUUAGAGGAGGCGGAGAAGAAGAAGGCGGAGCUGGAUGAGCGCAAGAGGAAUCAUCGGGCUACGGAUGACUUUUACCGGUUCCAGAAUCGUGAGAGGAGGAAGAAGGCGGAGGGCGAGUUGAAGAGACGGUUUGAGGAGGAUCGGAAGAGGGUCGCGGGUAUGAGGGAGAGGAGGGGGAAGGUUAGGCCCGAGGCGUGA